Galeopterus variegatus (Sunda flying lemur) is the source of this 2767-nucleotide messenger RNA. RefSeq names its product protein tyrosine phosphatase, receptor type, Q (gene PTPRQ). Gene Ontology annotation, molecular function: protein binding. Lineage: Eukaryota; Metazoa; Chordata; Mammalia; Dermoptera; Cynocephalidae. The transcript is spliced from 16 exons. The annotation marks the transcript as partial. The record is from RefSeq and is a predicted model, not a curated record.
AUGGGGGUGAGAGCAUCACUGGUGGCAGUAACUCCCUCCCUCACAUCUGCAGUGUCCUUGGCAGCAGUGGGUUACUUCAUGGCAGUGGCAGCAGCACCAGUGGCUGCAGCUGUCUCCCUCACAGCUUCGGUGUCUUUGGCAGCAGUGGGGUUAACUCAUAGAGGCAGCAAUGGACAGAUUUUGGAUAAUAGCACAAAAGACCUUAAGUUUGCAUUCACUAACCUAACACCAUUUACAAUGUAUGAUGUCUAUGUUGCGGCUGAAACCAGCGCAGGAAUUGGACCUAAAUUAAAUCUUUCAAUAUUCACUCCUCCAGAUGUUCCAGGUGCAAUAUUUGAUUUACAACUUGCAGAGGUGGAAGCCACACAAAUAAGAAUCACUUGGAAGAAACCAAGACAACCAAAUGGAAUCAUUAACCAAUACAGAGUGAAAGUGCUAGUUUCAGAGACAGGAGUAAUUUUGGAAAAUACUUUGCUCACAGGAAAAGAUGAGUAUAUAAAUGACCCCACGGCUCCAGAAAUAGUGAACAUAGUAGAGCCAAUGGCAGGAUUAUACGAAGGUUCAGCAGAGAUGUCUUCUGACCUGCACUCACUUGUUUCAUUUAUGUUUAACCGUCAUCCACACAAUAACUUCCCUGCAAGGAACAGAGCUGAAGACCAGAAUUCACCAGUUGUGACUACGAGGAAUCAGUAUAUCACGGACAUUGCUGGUGAACAGCUGUCCUACGUUAUCAGGAGCCUUGUACCUUUCACUGAGCAUAUGAUUAGUGUAUCUGCUUUCACCAUCAUGGGAGAAGGGCCACCAGCGGUUCUCAAUGUUAGGACACGUGAACAAGUGCCAAGCUCCAUUCAAAUUAUAAACUAUAAAAAUAUUAGUUCUUCAUCUAUUUUGUUAUAUUGGGAACCUCCAGAAUAUCCCAAUGGAAAAAUAACUCAUUAUACAAUUUAUGCAAUGGAACUGGAUACAAACAGAGCGUUCCAGAUGACUACUAUAGAUAACAGCUUUCUCAUAACAGGGUUAAAGAAAUACACAAAAUACAAAAUGAGAGUGGCUGCCUCAACCCAUGUUGGAGAAAGUUCUUUGUCUGAAGAAAAUGACAUCUUUGUGAGAACUCCAGAAGAUGAACCAGAAUCAUCACCCCAAGAUGUUGAAGUAAUUGAUGUUACUGCACAUGAAAUAGGGUUGAAAUGGUCGCCACCUGAAAAACCCAAUGGGAUUAUUGUUGCUUAUGAAGUGCUCUAUAAAAAUAUAGAUACUUUAUUUAUAAAGAACACUUCAGCAACAAACAUAAUUUUAAGGGAUUUAAAACCUUACUCCCUCUACAACAUUUCUGUAAGGUCGUAUACCAGAUUUGGCCAUGGCAAUCACUUAUCUUCUUUACUCUCUGUAAGGACUUCUGAGACUGUGCCUGAUAGUGCACCAGAAAAUAUUACUUACAAAAAUAUUUCUUCUGGAGAGAUUGAGCUAUCAUUUCUUCCCCCAAGUAGCCCCAAUGGAAUCAUACAACAAUAUACAAUUUAUCUCAAGAGAAGUAAUGGAAAUGAGGAAAGAACUAUAAAUACAACCUCUUUGACUCAGAGUAUUAAAGGACUGAAGAAAUACACCCAAUAUAUGAUUGAUGUGUCUGCUAGUACACUCAAAGGUGAAGGAGUUCGGAGUGCACCCAUAAGUGUACUGACUGACGAGGAUGAUACUACUAUUCACAUAUUUACUAUUUAUUUAUGGGAUAGAUCAUCAUUAAGAACCAUUAAUGUAACUGAAACAUCAUUAGAGUUUUCAGAUUUGGACUAUAACGUUGAAUAUAGUGCUUAUGUAACAGCUAACACCAGAUUUGGUGACGGGAAAACAAGAAGCAGUGUCAUUAACUUUCGAACACCAGAGGGAGAACCAAGUGAUCCUCCUAAAGAUGUUCAUUAUGUAAAUCUCAGUUCUUCAUCAAUAAUUAUCUUUUGGAUGCCUCCUUCAAAACCUAAUGGAAUAAUACAAUAUUAUUCUGUUUAUUAUAAAAAUUCUUCAGGUACUUUUAUGCAGAAUUUUACACUCCAUGAAGUAACCAAUGACUUUGACAAUAUGACCGUAUCUGCAAUAAUAGAUAAACUGGCAAUAUUCAGCUACUAUACAUUUUGGUUAACAGCAAGUACUUCAAUUGGAAAUGGGAAUAAAAGCAGUGACAUAAUUCAAGUAUACACAGACCAAGACAUACCUGAAGGGCUUGUUGGAAACCCGACUUACGAGUCCAUUUCGUCAGCUGCAGUAAAUAUAAGCUGGGUCCCACCAUCUCAACCAAACGGUCUAGUCUUCUACUGUGUUUCACUGAGCUUGCAGCAGACUCCUCGCCACGUGAAACCACCCCUAGUUACCUAUGAGAGAAGCAUGUUUUUUGAUAAUUUGGAAAAAUAUACUGAUUAUAUAUUAAAAAUCACUCCAUCAACAGAAAAGGGAUUCUCUGAUACCUAUACUGCCCAGCUACACAUCAAAACUGAAGAAGAUGUCCCAGAAACUUCACCAAUAAUCAACACUUUUAAAAACCUUUCCUCUACCUCAGUUCUCUUAUCAUGGGAUCCCCCAGUAAAGCCAAAUGGUGCAAUAAUAAGUUAUGAUUUAACUUUACAAGGACCGAAUGAAAAUUAUUCUUUCAUUACUUCUGAUAACUAUAUAAUAUUGGAAGAGCUUUCACCAUUUACAUUAUAUAGUUUUUUUGCGGCUGCAAGAACUAGAAAAGGACUCGGUCCUUCCAGUAUUCUUUUCUUUUACACAGAUGAAUCAG